AUGGCAUAUCAACAAGCUAUAUUCAAAGACCAAGAGUUCAAAACACGCAUUUUGCUGUCUCUUCAGUCCAGCCUACCAAAUGAAAUCGAUUGGGCCUUCAAUACACUGAUCAAAUUUUCCUAUGCAUCUGAAAACUUUUCCCUUGAUUUCAUUCCUACGUUGAUCGACCUGUUGCUGAACUUCACCAUCGAUUUCUUUCAGCAGCAAAUUGAAGCAGACCAAACCACUGCCGACGUCUUUUGCAGCAAGGCACAACAAGAGAGUUACGAGCGCGUACUGCAAGUAUUCCACAUUUUGCGCAACUUUAGCUUCUUAGAAAUGAACAUUCGUCGAUUAGCAACACACGAACGUCUCUUGUUUUUACUCAUGAAAGGCAUCGCAUUGCCUCCUAAUUCUCAGUACGGUGAAUUGAGCAGACACUGUCUGGACAUUUUGGAAAACAUUGCACCUCAAGUGUCGCUUGGCAGCCGUGAGGAUCCUUACUUGACAACUAUGAUUCACCUCUUAUUCACCAACGAUCGUGCCUACAUUUUGGGCGCUAUCCGUGCUUUGACUCGUGUCGCUGUAACAGAAACAAAUGAACGUGUGCUGGGAUAUGCAGAUGCCGAUGUGAUUCAGCGUAUGGCUCAGUUUUUGAUGAUAGAUGACGAGGAAUUAGCAGCUGCAACUUUGGAAUAUCUCUACCAGUACUCUAGUUUACGUGGAAACUUCUCUGCUCAACUCAUCAGAGGCUAUCCUGGCAACUUGGUGGGCUUGCUGACUGGGUUCUUAUCCUACAAGUCCUCUUUGGCACCUCCAUCAACGUCCGCCAUUGGAACCCUUCAUGGUAUACCAGCAGCACAAAUGAUCAAGGUACCUGAACCCGCAGCCUCCCAGAAACCAACAAUUCCAGAUUUAACCAACUACCAAUAUUUGGAUGAGCCUUAUCGCUGUCUUGGAUGGCUGAAGGAUCAGCUGUUGAGCGGAUCAGAGACAGACAAAAUUACUUUGAAAGACAUAUUCACUGAAUACCAAAAGUUAUUCGGCACAGAGAAGCCAUUGGGGCUAAAGGAGUUUUAUACAGUGCUCAAGAUUGCAUUUCCUCAACCACCCUCAGUGGAAGAAUCGUUCAAUGGGCCCGAACCAGUCAAUACAGUGCUUUCCAACGUGAAAUUAUCACCCACCAGACGAAGAGAUGGACCCAUUUGUCAUUGGAAUGAGUGCAAUCAAAGCUUUGAUAGUCCUGUAGAGCUACACAAACACAUCAUUCAAACACAUUUAGAAGACCAAACAGAAUGUCAUUGGAUGAAAUGUACAAGAGCACUUGAUGAUAAACAACAUGCCAUCCAACAUAUGCGAACACACUUUGCCAGCAAAGCCAAGAAGCCACUUCCCACAAAGCAAACAUUCACAGUAGCAAAGAUCCCCAUUGAUGACUCAGAAGUCUCUGGUAUUCCAUUAACCUCUGCGUUACUGCUGAGAAACCUAGCAAGAAACAAACAACACCACACCUUUUAUCUGCCUUACGAAAGUGAAUUAACCUUGUUGGCAAUUCAAAGACCCAAAGUAUCCAAGUACAUUUUAACAGUUUUAGGUGAAUUACAAGCCAACUAG
Molecule: messenger RNA, 1593 nt
Organism: Mucor velutinosus
Lineage: Eukaryota; Fungi; Mucoromycota; Mucoromycetes; Mucorales; Mucoraceae
Exons: 4
Coding region: 1-1593 (530 amino acids)
Source: RefSeq, a predicted model, not a curated record